Messenger RNA from Vitrella brassicaformis, 2027 nucleotides. NCBI's taxonomy places the organism in Eukaryota, Vitrellaceae. The record is from the annotation of a GenBank genome assembly.
GUAGAAAUGCAGUAGCCAUGGCGCACGCGGACGAUGGUAAGCAUUCAUUGUGGAAUUUUGCAGCACUCCGUCAGUCCACACCACCAUGCACUCAUCGCUCUCAUUCUGUGUGGAUUUGGUGCAUGGGAUGGCUGCAGGUUUGGUCAAGUUGGUGGUGGGGUGCAAGCAGGAGGUGUUCUACGAGAAAAAGUCGCUGUUGGUCGGGGCAUCGCCGCACUUUGAGACCAUGCUGCAGGUGAAGUAUGCGGAGCGGCAGAGGACAAAUGAGUGCGUGCGCAUGACGUGCACUCAACGUUGCUUCUCGAUAUGCUGCAGGGCGAUAUGGCCUGCAAUGAGAAAAACACCCAGACAGUGGAGCUCCCCAACGUCCAUCCCGCAUGUUUCCAACAACUGAGGGCAUUCGGUAAGAUAAGCACUUCACUUGACCGAACCGACAAACACGCGUGGGUGGAUGGAUGGAUGGUGCCAUCCUGCCAUCCUGUCAUCCUGUCUGUGUGUGUGUGUGUCAGUGUACCAUGGAGGCGAUGACGAGCGGCAGACGGUGCUCAAGAAAUACAUCGAAGGCUUGGCAGAGGCCGCCGGCUCACUCACCGUCCCCGCCACCGACCAGUCGGAAACCAAAACGGGCCUGCUGCACCUGGUGGGUCGGUGGGUCGGUGGGGACAAAGAGAGAAGGCAUCCAAGGUCACACACUGACUGUGAGAGGGCAUACUAUCCUUGUGUGUGUAUGUGUGUGUGUGUGUGUAUCAGUACCAGAUGACGAAUUCUCUGCUGAUGGAGGAGCACUCAAACCUCAUCCUGGUUGGUACACAGACACACAAACACACUGCUGCGCCGGCACCACCUUCAUUAGACUGCAACACACACAUACAUACAACGCGUCCUACCUCUCAAUGUGUCGGUUCUGCGUGGCAGGGCCAGAUCAUGCACCAGCUGCAGCAGCUGCAAGACCCUAGCGAGUACCCGGACGGCAUCGUAUCCUUCCUCGUACGUCACCCCACGGCAACUAACACGAAAGAAACGACAGACACACACAGACCUGUUAGCACGAGGGAGGGACGGAUGCAUGUGUCGUGCAUAUUGUGCUGUGUGUCGAUGGAUUGAUCAGCUGCGCGAGAAGCCGAGUCUGAAGGAGACCGAGCCGAUGCGUAGUACCAUCAUCAACUUUGUCAAGGAGCGGGUGGCCAAGCAGGACUCGCAGGACGUGCAGAAGAUCAUGCUGGAGCUGGCGCCCACCUGGUGGAAUGAAAUCAUGACAGAGCUCGAGGACCAGGCACUAGACAUGUCACGUACGUGACGUAUGCACAACCAAGGAGGACAGCGCAUUUCCUUUGUUUCCUUCUCAACCCCCACCACAGCGUGUGUGUGUGUGUCCUUGUUUGCUUCAUCCAUGUGUUGCUUACAUGCGUCUGUCGGUCAUGCCAUGCAGGUCGUGUGGGCGAGUUGAGCGGGCAGAUCAGGGAGUUUGGCCAGAGGGCCAACAAGAGGCGGAGUCAGCAGAUGGACCACAACAGAGUCAUGGAGAUCCAGAAGGGGGACGAACUCCACGCCAUGCGCACCAACAUGAAGAAACUCAAGACCGCAUUCUUCGAACGAAUGGACGGAUGAUCCCACCCAGCCGACAACAGUCAGGUGUGUACUGUCAGUGAGUGAUGCACUGCCAGUAAUGAUGCAAUGCAUGUGUUGUCUGUCUUGUCCUUGACACAGGCAGGGUGCGGUGCGCGCGACUGUGGCGGCUUAGCUGCACGCCACGUGCCCUCUAUCCAUGUAUCUAUGCCACCGAUACACAGAGACAAACGGGACAAAUAUGAUGUGUGGUUUGGUCUGGCCGACUGCGUGAGGCUUGUCCCUCCAUGGCAUGGGAGUGUCGUAUGUGUGUGUGUGUGUGUGUUGGUCUUGUGCAGUGUGUGUGUGUGCAUACUCAGUUGCGGUGACGAACCAUGCAACUGAAGUUGCAGUGUACAUAUUAGAUUCUCUCUGAUGACGGUGGCGGAGUGGUUGGUAUUCACAGACUAUAAAGGUCACUG